AUGACCUCCGAACUCGCCCCGUGUUUGGAUGCGUUCGGAUGGGAAGAACUGCUCACCCCGAGGGCAUCAGGCACAGGCAGCUCUGGGUUUGGGACAGUGGUGCAUGUGCCAACUGACCCCGACCCCCCCAUGUCCCCAGAGAGGCCAGCCUGCAGCCUGGCCCGCGGGACUCCCAAACUCUGCUACCAGCUGCCCUCCCUGUCUCAGAGCAGAGCGGUUGAUUAG
Molecule: messenger RNA, 225 nt
Organism: Knipowitschia caucasica
Lineage: Eukaryota; Metazoa; Chordata; Actinopteri; Gobiiformes; Gobiidae
Source: the annotation of a GenBank genome assembly